Messenger RNA from Dendronephthya gigantea, 1206 nucleotides. Its product is annotated as aldose reductase-related protein 1-like. Gene Ontology annotation, molecular function: aldose reductase (NADPH) activity. The record is from RefSeq and is a predicted model, not a curated record. The transcript is spliced from 8 exons. Lineage: Eukaryota; Metazoa; Cnidaria; Anthozoa; Malacalcyonacea; Nephtheidae. Gene Ontology annotation, cellular component: cytosol. The coding region runs from base 1 to 915 and encodes 304 amino acids.
AUGAAAUCUAUUGUUAAAACAUGGAAAUCGAAGCCAGGCGAGGUCGGGGCAGCUGUGAAAGCCGCUAUCAGAGCGGGAUACAAGCAUAUUGACUGUGCUCACUUAUAUGGGAAUGAAGCAGAAGUUGGUCAGGCUUUGACAGAGGUUCUGAAGGAACUUGGCUUGAAGCGAGAGGAUAUCUUUAUCACAUCCAAACUUUGGAGUAAUGGCCAUGAGGAUGUCCUAGCCAGUUGUCAAACAACCAUGAAAAACUUGCAACUUGAAUACCUGGAUUUAUACUUGGUGCAUCACCCAUGCACAUAUGCAAACGGCAUGUUCUAUCCCCACAAACCAGAAGAUAAAAAGAAUAUUCUUGGAUAUGACAAGGAACGAAUGAGCAGAACUUGGAAGGCAAUGGAGGAAUUGGUAAAGAAAGGUCUUUGCAAAGCAAUUGGUAUCUCAAAUUUCACAACGGUAAAAGUUAAGGCGCUUUUGGAAACGGCCGAGAUUAUUCCAGCCACAAACCAAGUUGAACUCCAUCCAUUCCUUCCUCAGCCCGCUUUGAAGAAAUAUUGCGAAAAAAAAGGAAUUAUCCUCACGGCGUAUUCUUCUCUCGGUUCACGUGAUCGACCCAAAGUUGACGAGACCGACCCUAUCCUCAUGGAUGAACCGCUGGUCAAAGAGAUUGCUGUGAAACGUAACUGUAGCCCAGCACAGGUUUUACUUGCCUGGGGUAUCAAAUAUGGCUGCCCUGUUCUACCCAAGUCGGUCAACGAAGGUCGUAUUAAACAAAACCUGGAAACAUACAACGUGAGAUUGGAGGAUGAAGAUAUGGUUGCUCUGGCAAAUGUUGGCAAGAAGUUUAGGUAUCUGAAAAUGAAAAUAUUUUACCUGGAGGGCGAGACGCCAGAGCAGCAUUGGGACGGAGAGCAGUAAGGAACUACUGAGCGCGUGCGCAGGAUAUAUACGAAAUCAUUGAGAAGUCAAAAUUCAAAAAUAGGUUGAUUUUAGAUUUGUGUAGCGACACUAACGUGAUCUGGCGAUUUUUAUUAUGAAUAACUAUCAUCUUCCAAUGUAUCGGCAUGAGUAGACCUGUCAGUAUGAAGUCAAACGUAAUAUUACAGGAAAUUUGAUUGGCUUGUUAUUCAAAGGCAUUACCUACACAACAUCCUAUUUGUUGGAGUGGUAACGACCAAACUGAGUUACUUAUAGCACUACACUCAAUUU